AUGGCCGCCGACGCAGCAGCCCCCGGCGCGGAAGCCGCCCAGAUGCCCUUUAUCAAGAACCUCGCCUCGAGCGACCGCAAGCUGCGCACGCAGUCGCUCGACGCCCUGCAGGCCUUCCUCGCCAGCCGCGCCGCCGGCCUGCCCGCCGCCGACGCCCGCCGCCUGUGGACCGGCCUCUUCUACGCGCUGUGGAUGACGGACCGCCCGCGCCCGCAGCAGGCCCUCGCCGCCGCCCUCGCCGACCUGCUCUUCGCGCUGCCCGCCGCCGCCGCCGUCGGCACCUGGCUGCGCGCCUUCUGGGCCGUGCUGUCGGCGCAGUGGGCCCGCAUCGACGCCCUGCGCCUCGACAAGUUCCUCCUGCUGGUGCGCAGGGUCUUUGCCGCCCACGUGCGCUAUGCGCGCAUGCGCGGCUACCGCUUCGCCGCCGCCGGCGAGGACGAUGUCGUCGCCGUCCUGGCCGAGGCCUGCUUCGACGCCGACGAGGCCGCCGCCGACGCCCCCACCGGCGCCCGCGUCGCCCUCGGCCUGCGCCUGCACGCCCUCGACGUCUGGGUCGACGAGCUCGAGCGCGAGCGCGCCCUGCGGCCCGGCCCCGACGCCGCCCUCGACGCCGCCCGCGCCGCCUUCGUCGCCCGCCUCGGCGCCGUCGUCGACGCCCUGCGCGCCGCCUGCCCCGUCAAGAGCGUGCGCCGCCGCGCCGCCGAGAGCUAUGCCGACCCGCGGCUCCCCUGGGCCCAGGCCGCUGCCGACGAGGAGGCCAUGGACGUGGACGGCGGAGACGGCGGCGGCGACGAGCAUGACGGCGACGAUGGCUGGGGCGGUAUCGAGGAUUGA
Messenger RNA from Hirsutella rhossiliensis, 834 nucleotides. RefSeq names its product nucleolar protein,Nop52 domain-containing protein. Lineage: Eukaryota; Fungi; Ascomycota; Sordariomycetes; Hypocreales; Ophiocordycipitaceae. The transcript has 2 exons. Gene Ontology annotation, biological process: rRNA processing. Gene Ontology annotation, cellular component: nucleus; preribosome, large subunit precursor; preribosome, small subunit precursor. The record is from RefSeq and is a predicted model, not a curated record. The coding region runs from base 1 to 834 and encodes 277 amino acids.